Messenger RNA from Saccoglossus kowalevskii, 4716 nucleotides. RefSeq names its product follistatin-like 5 (gene Fstl5). The record is from RefSeq and is marked provisional. Gene Ontology annotation, biological process: regulation of BMP signaling pathway; multicellular organism development; cell differentiation. Gene Ontology annotation, cellular component: extracellular region. Gene Ontology annotation, molecular function: protein binding. Lineage: Eukaryota; Metazoa; Hemichordata; Enteropneusta; Harrimaniidae.
GUAAUGUUUCGUACAUGAAUUAUUACAGGACAAGGGGCACCUACCCAAGUGUUCUCUCCUAACCGACAACUGCACCUCCAUAUUGGAAAUUUCGUUAACGGAAGCUUGAAGAUACACUGUAAAUACUCCAGACUAAAUUAAAAUGAAGACUAUUAUAUUGGUAGGAACACUUCUACUUGCGGUUGUGGAAGCCAGAACCAGGCUACAUUUUAAGGGGUGCCUGACUGUAUAUUGUGGCAACGGCAGAGAAUGUCAGACGAAUCAAGAUGGCGACCCGGAAUGCGUUUGCAUGUCGUCAUGCAAGCCACACCGGAAACCCGUAUGUGGGUCUGAUGGGAAACGUUACGAUAAUCACUGUGAACUCCACCGUGCCGCCUGUCUACAAAACAAGAAGAUAGCUAUUGCGCACAACAAGGAAUGCUUUUAUAACGAUGAUCGUUGUAAUAAAGAAGAUUAUGUUGUGAUGAAAGAACAAGUCCUACAGCAUCACAUGGACGAAUUUACAGACCCCUCCGCUGAUACAGGCAAUGCUGCUGCCCCACCCGUGAACAAGAAAUUCACAGUCAGUAUGAUGUUUGGUUUCUAUGACGCCGAUAACAAUGAAUUGCUGGAUGACGCUGAAUUGGUGAAAGUGAUUUCCAAAGCGAGGCUUCAGGACUUAACUGGUUUCUGUAGUGUUCUUGAUUUACUGCGUUACGACGACGCAAAUCAAGAUAGACAAAUCGAUGUAGAUGAGUUUUAUGCUGCUUUUGGUAUUUCCAUGGUUUCUGUCCCGGAUGAUUCACUCGUCGUGAUGACAACUGGAAAGCUGGGCGAAGGACUCUACCUGAAGUGCGCCAUCUCAGGCGAACCAGAGAUACGUAUCAGAUGGAAACGUAAUGGGAUUGAUUUGACUGACAGAGACAUUGAAGGCAUCAGGACAUUGGACGACCAUUCUCUAUACUUCACGUCUCUCACGACUCUUCAUACCGGCAACUAUACUUGUCAUGCUAAUAUUGGAGAAGAGGUUGUGCAAACACACGUACUGAAAGUGGAAGUAACACCCGAAGUGAAAGUGUGUCCACGUAGCCAGAUUCUCCUGCCGGGAAGCUAUGCAGCCAUGAAAUGUUCAGCGUUUGGUAUUCCUCAACCUGAACUGAGUUGGAAAAAGAAUGGCGUUGUCAUGGAUACCACCGCUUCAGGACACGUAACCGUUGAUGCUAAUAGCACGAGUAUUCUUGUUAACGACCUCAAAUACGAAGACACUGGUGCUUAUGCAUGUAGUGCAGUAAACCCUGCUGGUAAACAAGAAGCCGUGGCAUCUCUGUUCAUUGAGGACCAGCGCAGAACAACGCACCACGGACCGCUAGAUUUGUUUUACGUUUUCCAUGACAACGGCAUUAAAGUCUAUGACCCUAAAACAUGUCAGCUUAGUCGGAGUAUCUUGCCAGCCGACACCAUAGUUGGAACGGAAUUUCAUGUUUGUAGCAGUGACACGUGUAGCUGGGGAGAUGCCGUUGAAAUCGACCGGAAGUUUAUCUACGUCACUCAGCCGGAAGAAAACAGAGUUAUCAUCAUUGAAAUAAACACUCAGCAAGUUAUAGAGGUGGUUCCCACCGACAACGUGCCAGUCGAACUGCAAUACGUUAAAUAUCUGGAUGAAAUUUGGGUUCUAUGCUGGGGCACGCUUGACAAAGAUAAUGGGCAACGAACCAUAGAAAUCAUCAGGAAGGCGAGCGAACACAUUGCACACGACACUGUCCAUACUCAACCAAUCGGCAACCACUUUGACCUCGUCCAAGGAAUAUUUAUUCCACCAUCGGCACUGUCAAUGCAGGACGAAUAUCGAUAUAUUUAUGUCGUGCACAAAGACGAGCUUGGAUUACACAAAAUCGACAUGGAAAUAAUGGCUUCAAUAAAAGCGAUCGAUCUGUCAGAAUAUGAUUGUUAUCCCAGUGACCUGGCUUUCACCCCCAUCGGUGGAUACGUCAUUGUACGCUGCGAAGGAAGAGACAGCGUCACUGCCAAACAGUUAAUCUUAGAUUACCUCACCGAUGAUGUAAUUACCGUCAUGGACGCCAUUAAAGGCAAACCAUACGUAUCUCCUGAUGGUCGGUAUAUCAUCAGCGUUGACAAUGAUUCCGGAUCAGUAACGGUUCAAACUGUAUCAGAAUGUGGUUGUAUAGCGCCCUCUUUUGAUGUUCAUACCAAUCUUCACGUGAGCGACAUAGCGUUCUACCCUGCUAAAGGCAGCCAUACCUACGACAUCUUUGCUAGCUCUCAGGAUAAAACGGAUGUGCUCUUCGUUGACUUGAAAGACGGAAAGGUAGAAAUGAUAACAGGGGUUGGGCAAGCUAUGGACCUAACUGAGUGGAGGUGGAAUGCAAACAAUCGUGUUAUUCAAGGAAGCGGUUCAUUCGGUCCAUAUCUUCUAUCGCCCGCGGCGCAAAGUGUAUUCAUACUCGAUGGCAACACCCGGGAAGAAAGGUGUCAAAUCAAUAACAUCACGCAUGGCAAUGUGGUCGUCUGGGUCGGUAGUUGUUAAAUUUAACGCCCUUAGCGUUGGACAUUUUAAGCAUUUACUAGCCAAGCAUUUGUUUUUUCCAAUCAAAAUAUGCAGUUCUAUUCAUUUUCCUUCGUUGGCCUACUAGAGGGUAAUUCCAAGUCUUUCAACUCAACCCUUGAAAAGAAGACACGCCAAGAGAGGAGACUAUGAUUUUAGUGCCUUUUAGCGUUCUUGUGUUUCUUUAAACAUCAGAAGUUUAGUUCACAUAGAGUUGGGGCAAUGACGUAAAUACGAUGUGAUUUAUUCAAGUUUUUUUAGUUACCAAAUACAAACAUCUUUUAAGGAUUAGGAGACACCAUUGACGCGUCGAAUUAACGCUGUUGGUUAAAAAAAUACCUAGUGAUUUAAAAGAUAUUAUGAAAAUGAAACAAAUAUUAUAAUUUUUAUUGUUCAUUUUAAACCUUUGAGCAAAACAAUUUAACAAAGACAUUUUAAAAUAAUUGUUUUUUUUUCAGACAGACCGUGCUUCCGUUAGAUGAAAAAAUGUGCACAUACAUACACUUUUCUCUCAUCGUCAGUUUAGUGUUUUUCAUUGACUAGAUUAGGCACGCGCAUGCGCGUAUAUUUGCCAAUCAGUCAGUUUUGAACGCCCGUCUUCUCAUCAAGCGUGCAAAUGCAUUCAGUCAUAGAAUAAUUGCUUACUAUGGGAUAUAAAUUAAAUAUACACCACCCAUACGCGUUUUUUAAAGUAUAAACUAACUGCGUGCAGCAUUCUAUAUGUGAUGUAUCUUAAAAAUACUUCCAGUUGGUCACAUUUAAUCGGUAGCAGUGUAGUGUAAAAUGGUGUAGUCUGUGCGUCGUCACGUGGUUACCCAGCAAUUAUUUCCAGUCACGCAAGACACGGGGUCUCCGUUUCAGAAAUAUAACAUUCUUCACUUUUUCACCGCGAAAUUCAGAUUUUCGAAAAGGUUGUUUUCGAAACCAGAUUCUUUGAGAGACAUACCGAAUAUAAUAGCGCAUAUUCCAUAGAUGUUUGUGUUGGUUAAAUAGUGCAGGUUUCUCUAGAAAAUUUAAGACUUGUACUAUUGCGUCUAAAUGAUGUAGCCUGUGUGUGAAAUCCAGCACUUUGAAAUAUACAAUUUACUACAUAUGUGUAUAUAUCAUAAUUUAAUCGUAAUUCAGUUGUUACUUGUCGAUAUCGGUAGAAGCGACCAAGAUGCACCCUUUUAGCAACUGCUAAGACGUGAAACUGAAACCGUCAUUUCCAGGACCUGAAGGGCCAAUCUAUAUCAUGAUAAAUAUUCAACACAAUUCAAGUUUUAUCUUUAUUAAAUUUAAUAUGUCAUUUUUCGAAUUUACUGAAUUUGAAUAGUGUUGUUGACAAUGAUAUGUCAAACGAUCAACCCACUUUCACUCUAGCGACGAAGCGCUUCCAUGACGUGGUGCAAUAGGUGGCUUUCACGGCGGCGAUAUUUCAUCUCCAGAAGUCUGUCCAUAAAAACAUGUUUGUUAGAGUUUUUGAGAUUAUAAACGACAAACGACUUCACAACUAAUCACAAUUGUCUUUUUAAACGACAACGCUUACUCCCGUCACGUCAUUUUGACGCAAGAGAAGCGUUUCAUCGUUAGAGGGCGCAACUUAUUGAAUAGAUCUCAUAAUAACAUUCAUUUGUGACUGCUACGUCAGUCCCUAGGUGCGUGAUCUGAAAUUUAGAGCGUUCUAGGUGAAUAGAAUUCAUAUUAUUGUAGAUAGCAUACUCAUUGUUUACAUCGAGGAUAAUCCUACCUGUACUUAUGUUUUUAUUUUUUAUUUUAAGAUUAUUACGUCUAUUCAAAAGACUUUUUUAAUAAAAUGGAUGAGCCGUAAAUGCUUUAUGUAGAUUUUCAGUCAUAUUUUGGCAAAUGUAUUUGUUUUAAUUUUUUUAUAUACUGGCCAUAUUUCUGACUAAAUUUCAGUUUUUUGUUUACGUUCACCGAAUAUUGUUUUAUUAAAGUUUCAUGGUUUCGUCAGAAUGUGUUCUGUCAGAAACUGUCACGUGCAUGUUAACACAAAUAAUAUACAUUCAUGUACCCACAAUGCACUACACAUUUAUGCAAAUUACAUACCCAGAUACAAGGUUUUUGUCACAGUAAUUAUUGCUUGAAUGACGUAAUUAAUUGUAACAGUUGUAUGUAGAUUGUUUCAAUUGUACCGCUCUUUACAAAAUAAAACGCAAGGCUUUCGUCCUGUA